Exophiala mesophila is the source of this 2756-nucleotide messenger RNA. RefSeq lists its product as hypothetical. The record is from RefSeq and is a predicted model, not a curated record. Gene Ontology annotation, molecular function: flavin adenine dinucleotide binding; oxidoreductase activity, acting on CH-OH group of donors. Lineage: Eukaryota; Fungi; Ascomycota; Eurotiomycetes; Chaetothyriales; Herpotrichiellaceae. The coding region runs from base 595 to 2286 and encodes 563 amino acids. The transcript has 6 exons.
CCCGGCUUCAUUAUUGCCGCGUCCAUUCCUGUCUCUCGACGGGUGAAUUUUCCUCUUCAUCGACAAAUGUAAUACCAUAGUGCUUUUAUUUGUUAUUUGUUCUCACUUCUCCUACGCCCUCGCAGACAUGCGAUCGGAAAUUAUUCUGCUGCUUGGUGUGGUAGGCAAGCUUGCGUCUGCCGCGCCGUUGGAUUCUGAAGCAUCUGAAGCCCACAUUCUCGGCGCUCGGAACAUUGUUCAACAAGUUUCUGAUUCCUAUGAUUUUAUCGUCGUGGGAGGUGGUCUAGCUGGCCUUGUCCUUGGGGCUCGUCUUUCAGAGGAUUCCAAUCAUACAGUACUUGUACUAGAGUCUGGGGGGAAUGGCGACGAAUUCCGUGAACGCAUAGAUACUCCCUCAUUUGCCUACUUUGAAUCUCUGUGGCCUACCGAACUCAAUUGGGAUUUCAACACCGUCCCUCAAACCAACGCAAAUAAUAAUCGCCUCCCAUGGCCCCGAGGAAAAGUUCUAGGAGGUGAUCAUGGCUCGACCCCGAUAUCCAAGAGUGUGCGCUGACAACGGGUUCUCCAGGGAGCUCCGCUAUCAACGGAUUGUAUAUGAACCGGCCUGGUGAAAUCGAAAUUAAUGCAUGGCAAGAAAUGCUCGGUGACAUGGACGGCGCCGAUAACUGGUCUUGGGAGUCAUUCUAUGAGGCCAUGAAAAAGAGCGAGAACUUCACACCACCACUGAGUGAAGUUGCUGAAGAAGCUGGCCUUACCUGGAAUGCUGGCAGCUUUGGCAACAGUGGGCCAAUCCACCUAACUUGGCCCGGAUACACUUUUCCUCUAAUUCAUGAAUGGUUGGUUGCUGCACAGAGUGGAGGUGUUGCCAAUUCUCGUGACACGUAUGGCGGGGAGAACUGGGGCUCGUAUGUGACGACAUCUUCCAUAAAUCCUGCGAACUGGACCCGGUCUUACAGUCGAUCGGGAUAUCUUGACCCUCUGCCGCCACGCUCUAAUUAUGAUGUCCUGGCUAAUGCCCACGUUACUCGCAUUCUUUUCAACUCGUCCUCUCCUCAAAACAACAUCACAGCCACUGGUGUUGAAUACACUCGUGAUGGCGGCGCGACCAAGUUGACCGUCCAAGUGAACAAGGAGGUCAUAUUGGCAAGCGGAAGCGUGGGAAGCCCUACAGUGCUUCUCUACAGUGGUGUUGGUCCCAAGGAUGUACUUGAUGCUGCAGGAGUUCCUGUCAUUUCCGAGCUGCCUGGUGUGGGCCAGCAUCUACAAGAUCACUUGAGCCUUGGGAUGCAAUUCACGACGGACCAAGAGACUGCAGGCUCCAUAUAUGCUAGUAAAGGGCCUGAAUCGACUGAUCCCAAGUUUCUCUCAUUCGUCAACUCCGGCGUCGCCUACGUCAAUGCAAGCAAUCUCUUUGGCAGUGGAGCAACCGAUUUAGUCUCUGAGACCCUGAGCGCCAGGGACCAGUACAAUCCUAACCCUGGGGCCGCCGAUGUAUCCGCAGGCUAUAGAGCCAUAUUUGAGACCACCGCCAACAAAAUUGUCACAAGCCCCCUUGGGGUGGUUGAGUUUCUGAUCGGCAACACAGAUGAUGGUAUCGUCAACAUUGGUGCUGCUUUACAACAUCCUUUCAGCCACGGGAGCAUCACGAUUGGUUCGGCAGAUCCUAUGGAUUAUCCGAUCAUUGACCCCAACUACCUUGCAAACCCGACCGAUGUCAAGAUUCUCCGCGAGGGAAUUAAGUUGAUUCGUCGUCUGAGCCAGACAGAACCACUCAGCAGCAGUCUCACCGGCGAAUCAGCGCCCGGCUCACAAGUCCAGUCUGAUGAGGAUUGGGAAGAUUACAUGCGGCAGAAUGUCUUCACUGAGUACCAUCCCUCCUCAUCGUGCUCGAUGCUUCCCCUCGAACAAGGUGGCGUCGUUGACGCGAACCUUCGUGUCUACGGACUCUCCAAUGUUCGCGUCGCUGAUGCGAGCAUUCCCCCCAUCUCGUUUUCAGCCCACUUGAUGAUGUCCACGUACGGUAUUGCUGAGCAAGCCAGUAAUAUCAUUCGAGCGUUCCACAAUCGACCAGUAAUCGCCGAGACAAGUCUUGCUGUCAAUUCGACGUCAACUAGCAGCAACGUCAACAACACCUCCAGCGAUGUUCCUGCAACAUCAUCGACCAGUGCUGCUGCGAGUGCAAGCUCUACCGCGGACACUAACAACGCCAAUCCUCGGUGGACUGAGCAAUCCUGGUCCCCGUUUGUCACAAUGGCAGUGUUGGUCACUUCAUUGCUAGCGCUGUGAUGGCAAGGUAUCAUCUGCUGUUGUCCCCAAUCACGCUGAUACACAGCCCUCUGCACGAUAGGAUCUGAGGUCUUCCAGCCAUGUUCUGUUAGACUCGGAAUUUCUGAACAUCGGAGCCUCUCCUCAUGCUCCCCAAAUUCUUUUGCAUCGCACGGCGUUCAGGAAAUGGAAAUUUGGAGAAGGAAAUGAUUCUCGCAGUCAGCAAGACACGAGCAUUUUUGUUGGGGAGCCUAGAGCCUGCAAGUGAACUAGGUCCAGUCACAAAUGCAGAGCGCCAUCAAUUGACCACUACAUUGCAUUUGGUGUUAGAUAAUCGAUAAUGUAAAUGUAAUCAAGAGAGGAUUACUCGUCAAUGAUAGCCAAGUCCAGUACAUCAAAUGAGAGUGAACCACAGGAAAAAAGAGAGUUGGAGUGUAUUUAUUCACCUUGAGCCUAAGUUCCUUCACUUGCCGAGCCAACAUACAUCUGUG